Papilio machaon (common yellow swallowtail) is the source of this 1823-nucleotide messenger RNA. RefSeq names its product juvenile hormone esterase. The coding region runs from base 86 to 1732 and encodes 548 amino acids. The record is from RefSeq and is a predicted model, not a curated record. The transcript has 3 exons. Lineage: Eukaryota; Metazoa; Arthropoda; Insecta; Lepidoptera; Papilionidae.
CAUUAGAUUAGAUUGAGGCGUUAUAUUUAGAUGUUUUGGCUAUACGCCUUCAGUCGUUGUCGGUUAGCUUGGUAGACCACUAAAAAUGGUGCAGGUGCGAAUAAGUGAUGGCAUAUUAGAAGGAGAGGUGACCGAUAAUAAAUAUGGGGGAAAGAUCUAUAGCUUUAGAGGCAUUCCUUAUGCCCAACCACCACUAGGAGACCUGAGGUUCAAGGCACCUCAGCCAGUAAAACCUUGGAAUGGAGUGCGAGAUGCAAAGAAGUUAGGAAAUGAAUGUUAUCAAUAUAAUGUUGUUUUUUCAAAAGUAGCGAAACAAGGAAGCGAGGAUUGCCUGUACGUUAAUGUUUUCUCACCAAACCUAAAACCCACAAAACCGCUGCCGGUCAUGGUUUUUAUUCAUGGCGGAGGUUUCACUGGUGGAAGUGGUUCCGAUGAAUUUUACGGACCAAAUUAUUUAAUAAGACACGACGUUAUUAUUGUCACGUUGAACUAUAGACUCGAGAUACUUGGCUUCCUUUGCUUAGAUACCGAAGAUGUACCCGGCAAUGCGGGCAUGAAGGAUCAGGUUGCUGCACUUAGAUGGGUCCAAAAGAAUAUCAGUAACUUUGGGGGUGAUCCUAAUAACGUUACGAUUUUCGGAGAAAGUGCCGGAGGGGGCAGCGUUUCUCUUCACCUUUUAUCGCCCAUGAGUAAAGGCUUAUUUAAAAGAGCCAUACCACAAAGCGGGAUCGCUACUGCUCAUUGGGCUACAGGCUUUAUGGUCAAAGAAAGGUCAUUGCAAUUAGCUAGAGAAUUAGGAUGUAAUUCAAAGGACGAAAAAGAAAUAUAUGAAUUUUUCAAAGCACUACCUGUUGAAGCACUCGUAAACAAACACAUUACAGUGACGUAUGCGGAAACAAAUAAAGAAGUUUUUAUUGUACCCUUCAGUAUUGUUGUAGAAAAGCAAUUCGGAAACAAUGAACGGUUCAUGGUCGGUGAGCCUAUCGAGAUAUUACGUAAUUACGGCAUACAUGAGGGUGUUGAUGUUAUGGAAGGCUACACUGAAGAUGACGGAGUUGCAUUUCUGGGAGGCGGUAAAGAUAUAUCUAAAAUGAUAUCCCAGGCCAAUAAGUAUGCCGAAUUUUUGGUGCCGCAAACUAUGUCUAUAUAUUGUCCUCUAAUCGAUCAAAUGGAAAUUGGUAAAAUGAUUAAACGAUUCUAUUUUAAAGACGAGGAUGUAUCUAUGGAUAAUUUGUAUAAUUUGCAAAAGUAUCUCGGUGUGGAAGUCUUUAAAUAUCCAACGAUUUUAUUCCAAAAAAUUUGUGCAAAAAGAGGGAAAAACAAGGUUUUUCUAUAUACAUUUACCUGUAAGUCUGAGUUAAAUGUUAUCAGUCACAUGAUGGGAGUCAAUGAUUUGUUUGCAUCGCAUGAUAAGACUUUAGUCUGUCACGCAGAUGAACUUCCUUAUAUGUUUCAUAUGAAACUGUUAGCAGAUUUUCUCCCCGAAAUCGAAAACAACUCCAGAUUGAUGGAAUUGAUUGAUCAAGUUACAAAACUUUGGACAAAUUUUGCAAAAUACGGUAACCCAACUCCGGAUGAGAGUCUUGGUGUUAUAUGGAAGCCGUACACUUUGGAAGGACAAGAUUUUUUGGACAUUGGUGAAAAUUUGGUGGCUGGUACCAGACCGGAUAAAGAUGAAUUGGAAUUCUGGGAACAGAUUUACACAAAGUAUUGUCCAAAGUAUGCACCAUGAAAUAACAUAUAGAGUUGCUUUAAUAAAAUUUGUUAUAUCAAUUAACAGUGCAUUUUUUAAAGUAUAGCUUUUGCCCACGACUUUAUCUACG